CUCCACGGUAGGUAACUUUCGUAAUUCCUCGUAAGAAGGCUCUUUCCAGUGUAAAACACCCCAAAGUGUCUUAGACAAGUAAUGCUCAUAUACAAGUUGAACUUGAUUGAUGGUAAUUAAUAGUUUUUAAAUAGUCUUCUUCAGCCAUGAAUCAUUGGUCCUCUAAAGUACUUUUCCCUUAUGGUAGAUCAAUGCAGUUCUCGUUUACAAACCCAGGUCAACUCAGAUGUUUAAGAAUCCUACCGAGAAGCUUUUCAAGUAAACGAUUUACUUAUUCGGAAACGAAUAAUGUUGAAAUUGGAAAGACAAUCACGAUCCUUCAAGAUCGAGUACCCCUUUUACCCCAGAAAGCUCUUCCGGAUGAAGUGCUGAGUCGAAACAUUCAAUUAAACUUGUUUCCUUAUCACCUGAACCUUCCAAAAAUUGAAGGUCUUGUGAUUUACAAGUUUGUUUUCAAAACCGCCCGAGUACUUCUUGCUUCUGCAUACAGUGAUGGCAUUAAAAAGACAAUUGACAUAGAAAGCCAGGUUCAGACGCCUCUUUCGCCAAAGUCUACUCGAUUUACAAUGAAAUGUCAUUGGAUUGCGUCUCAUACGGAUGAAUACGACUGUAUUUUCCAUUUUGAUAUUAACUCGAAAGGACUGAUAUAUAGACACGUUAUAGAAAACUUAGAAAGAAAAAAAGCAGGGAAUAUUGCAAGAAUUCCAGCUUUAGAACCAGGUUCUUUUGAUUAGGAUCGGACGACAACUUAAUUCUUUUGUUUUUUAACGAAGACCUUUCAUCAGUCUAUUUUCCGGAACACCUUCUAGCAUUUCUAAAAUGUGACUCCCAAAUAAUCCUUCUUGAUACAAUACUUGAUCAUUAUGGACCGUUUGAGAUUCCGAUCCCCAGAUUUUAUAAAACUUAACCGUUUGGUCGGUAUUAGCUACAACAAUGAACUCUCCUUCUUCCCAAUCAUUUUUUGAACGUUUACGGUGAGUGUGAGUGGCCAUAAUGGUCCUAAGAUCUUGAUGGAAUUCCUCAGCAGAACAGAAGGGUACUUGAAACACUCGCGUUAACUGCGGCCACCGGCAAACAACUACGGAUGCGAUAUUUCCUUCGUAUGCAUAUCCAAGGCUGAAACAAAAUUCUUUGUAUCUUCGAGACCAAAUGAUGGACGUGAUUUGGGCUCCACAAAAGAGUUUAGAAAUUAAAUGUCCUCGAAAGGUAUCAUAGAAAUAAAUAUGCUGAUCGUUUGAGCCAGUCCCUAUUGCCAAAAUUGAUUUUUGCCAGGGGCAAAAGGCAACAGCUUUAACUGCCGCUGAAUGACUCCAGAAGUAUUUUGGUGCAUCUAGCGUGUCCAUGUCAAAAACGCACACCAAGUUAUCAUUUCCCCCGCUAGCGAAUUGAGUUCCAUCGUAAUUCCAUUCAAGUCCACAAACUUGCUCUUGGUGCACGUGCUUAAUCGUGUAAAGCCGACACAUCAUACUUUUUGUUUUGUGAUAUACAUAUAUACUGCCCAUGCUUCCACCAACCAGUAGAGUUGAACUAGUAGGGCUCCAAGCCAUGCAGCUUAUAUCACCCUCAUGCUGAAAGCAAUAUUCAUGUGUUUCAGUUAAAUAUUGCCGAUCCCAGAUUUCGACGGACCCGUUAACUCGAGCAAUUGCAAGAUAAUUUCCGUCUGCAGAAUAGGCUAAGCUGCUUACUACAUAAUCCGUAUGCCGCAUUUCUAGAAUAGUUGUUCCAUACGACUCAUCCCAGAGGUACACAUGUUGUCUCAGUGCGACAGCCAAUUCACCGUGGUUUGACCAGGCCAAGGGCGAAAUGUAGAAAUCGUCAAGCAAACCAGGUGCUUCCAAGAUACGAAUAGGAGAUUCAUGGAUUGCACCUUGAUAUGGCUGUGUUAGCGAUCGAAUACUUCGUUCCUGGAAAUGAUCUAACUGAUCCUGUGUGGUCGGGACCUGUAGAAGUUGUCUCGCAGAAAAGUCAUUAAGCAAUUUCGGAGUGCGGUUUUCUCUUUUGUGUAAGAAUUUAUAAUUUAAUAUCCCGUUGAGGUUUAAGUUUAACAUCUUUGGCAAGACGUCCUCCUUAUGUUUAUAUUUUCUUCCAUGCUGUGAAUUAUCAAGAAUCCGAAAUGCUUCUGGAUUGGCAUGAGAAGGUAUAAAUCUAUCUAAACAUUUUCUUAUACUAAAAUUGGUUUGAUUGGAAGUUUUAGGCUUGCUUUCUUUUCGGGUUUUCACGCGUGUUUUGUUUAAAGUCGUGUUUCUUCUUAUUUUCGUUAUUCUCCAUAGUCUUCCAGGAGAUUUUAACGUUUGUUUUUUUCUAUUUUCCAUAAGGUUUUAUUUUAUUUGAAAAAAUUCUGUUUCUAUGAAACUGUGGAUCUUGGGUUGUGUUGUGCUUACGGUAGAUUUGCAAGGACGCGUAUAUAUACUAUUCGAGUACAUAACAGAUUCCGUGUUACGCGUUGACUUCAAGAUUUAUCUUCCAAUUAUUUAAAAAUUUAAGCGUUUUUGUUAUGAUACAGCUGAAGGUGCAUUGAAGUAUGUCUUUUCAAUGACCUAACUUAGUUCCUUCAAGAUUCAGAAACGAGUACUUCCCAAGAAGGUCACAAGGGUUUUAAAUGCCUACAUUUAUUUCAAUUGUAUAUCUCUUUAGUGAUAUUAAGCGUGUACCGAAUUGGUGGAAUGAAUAUCCAAAACUAUGCAAGGAAGGGAUUUCUGAUUACUGCAUUACUUACUAGAUUUUCUUGCAAGGUUUGGCAGUACUUAUAGAAGUCAACAUGAUAGAGAUAUGGAACGAAUCGCUGUACGUUAAUAUUAAUUUUAACGGAUCAAUUUCCUGACACAGGUAUAGUACAGUGGUUUCGUUUAUUGACAUGUCUUUACUCUAGAUUACUUAGAAAGUUAAUGAGAAAAGAGAAAUAGUAGGACCAUCCAUGUUGCAUAAACCAUUCAAGAUUAUCCUGGAUGAAUGAAUUGCAGAAUCUUUGUAUGCUGCCUUCACCAGCACUCAUGUUAUAGAAAAUAACUGCUUUCGUACGUUUAUAUAUUGUUUAACUAUCGUAAGAGAGUCCCAUGUUGAGGUUUUCUCAUUCAUCAUUCUACAACUUUGAAGAGAACCUACUAAUACAUAUGUAUGCAAGCAAGUAAAUGAAUUUUAAGACAGAAAAAUCUGAAGUUUAACAAAAUAUAAUUUCUUUGU
Messenger RNA from Schizosaccharomyces octosporus yFS286, 3180 nucleotides. RefSeq lists its product as uncharacterized. The transcript has 3 exons. The record is from RefSeq and is a predicted model, not a curated record. The coding region runs from base 147 to 734 and encodes 195 amino acids. Lineage: Eukaryota; Fungi; Ascomycota; Schizosaccharomycetes; Schizosaccharomycetales; Schizosaccharomycetaceae.